Molecule: messenger RNA, 713 nt
Organism: Acanthoscelides obtectus
Lineage: Eukaryota; Metazoa; Arthropoda; Insecta; Coleoptera; Chrysomelidae
Source: the annotation of a GenBank genome assembly
GAGAUUUCUCUCCGGUAACAAUACGGAGACUGCGUUCUCAAAACAUGAAAUAUUGGUCAGAUAACGGCAAAGUGAACUUACAGAUUUACUUUUACAAUUACUAUUUAAGCUCAGACGACUUAACGGUAUUAAUCAUUAAACAGCAACAACACUAACGCUUUGCUUCUAUUUUAUAAGACACAGUCAUGGCAUUUUACCCGAUACUCAUUUGCGUUGUAGCAAGUGUCUUAUACUGUGAAGGUAGAUAUACCGAAAAUGAGAUCAAAAGAAACGUUGUAAACAAUGGGUUAUCGGUGAAAAAUGUCGCAAAUCCUGCCGUUGCAGGAUUGAUAGAAAAUGCGAUAUCUAGGAAUGGCAGACAGGCAAUACACUUUAAGUUACCGUUGAAGCAUAAAAUGAAAGCAAAAAAAGUUAGAACCAGGCAAUUUGAUUUGGAGAAUGCUCAAAGGCGAUAUUCAACGUUGAACUCAAAUCAGCCGAUACGACGACCAGUUCAGCAGUUCUAUUAUACCAAUAAAAGGCAAAUCCCUUACGUGCCCAACAGAACGAGGAUACAACCUCAAACAGCUAGGAUACCCACAAAAAGUACUAGAAGGCCAACUGAAAAACGGAAGAUGAAACCACCUAGAAUUAUGUUUUAAAUUUAAUUUAUGAUUGAUAUUUAUUUAUUAUAAUUUAUAUAUACUUUAAAAUAAAUGAUAUACUGACAGAAC